AGUACUCUUACAAAAUAUACAAGAACUCCACAGUUUCUUCCUAUUUCUCUUCACAGGGAAUCCCAAAGCCCAGCCGCGAGAGGCUCUUCUUGGCCCCCUAUAAUAUGCUAGAAACAUCUGAAACAGAAACGAGCAGAAGGGAAAUUUCCAGUGAUUCCUAUACCCCUGAAUGUUUGCGGUGUCAAAAGUCAAAGGUUGCCUGAUGAAUCACUGGUUCAUACAGCUAUAAGGCUGGUUUGCUUUUUAUACUAUUGACUCUGACGCCAAAGGUAGAAAUACAUGUCAAUGGUCUUGGCUUCAUUGAUAAGGACAACAUACAGCUAAGUCUGUAUUCGGAUGGUUUUAGAAGUGAGAUGCUGAUACAGAGCUUGAUAGCUGGUACCGUUGAAGGUGCUAUAUCUUUUGUAUCCUGUUUUGGCACUCAAGACUUUUCAUGCAACCAAUAUCCAGGUGUUGAAACUUGGCAGGACUAUACUCAAUGUGAACAACAUCCUCAUGAUAAAUUCACAAAUUUGCUUUCAAGUAGUGAUGGAUCUUGUUCCUUAGGUACUCCGAAUGCUCAUUUGCAGAUAACAAGUUGUGCUACCAUGACUGGAAGUUCUGUCCCUAUGUGUGUUUACAAGCGAAAGAAGCAGCAAAUUACAUCUAGUGCUAUUUGCCCUGUCCAAAUAUCUGUGAGCACCAAGCCUGGUGGUAGAUCAAAUUCUUCCAUUAGCUCUCAUGCCCCUUCAGGAUCUACCAAAGAACAUACAUUAUCAGUUGAGGCUGAAACAGAAGUUACUGGAUCUCCUUGCAAGCCAUCUGUCAAGUGCAAUACAGAUGGCAUUGUUUCAAAGUCUGCAUCUUUUAAUGGAUGUCUUGUUGGUGGCGAAGAGCCUUCUUCAGAAGAAGCCCUUAGAAGUGACUCAAGAAGAAUUUUGGAUGUCUGCCGUAUUGAUGAUAGUUGUUCAUCAUCAAAGUUGAAUCUGGGCAUUGCUACUGCUUCACAUCAAACUGAUGUGGAUGAUACUGGGGAGUGUUCCUCAUCUGGUGUAUCUAUUUUGGAGCGAUCAUGGGAUAAUAUGUCAGGAAAAGAUUUUUGCAUUUCCAUUCUUAGAAGUCAGGGGCUCCUUCAAAGAGUAUCAGCUCAGCAGCACCAUGCCCCUGCUGAUGAUUCAUGUGCUAACUGCUGUUCAAGGAAAUGCAAAGUGUGUAAUAAUUCAGAAACUACACUUAAUAUGUUAAUUUGUGAUAAUUGUGAAGAUGCAUUCCAUGCCUCUUGCUGCUAUCCUCGCAUAAAGAAAAUACCGAUUGAUGAGUGGUUUUGCUACUCUUGUUUAAAAAAGAAAAGGAAAUUAUUGAUGGAAAAAUCUACUAGUAACUCUCUGAAUAUUGACAAUGGAAGUGGCCAAUGCAGAAAUGCGACAUCUGAAGGUGAAUUAGGGCCUAUAGAAUCUAUGUUAAAGGACAUGGAGCCUUGUAAAUUCCCUGUGAGAAUUGGCCGUGAAUUUCAAGCAGAAAUCCCAGACCGGCCGCAUCCAAUUAUCGAUGAAGUUGAUCCUACGAGUGAACCAGAGGAGAUGAUUCAAUCUGAGUAUCUCUAUUUGCAUAACUCCAGCAAGACACCUCAGCUUAGUUCUAUUGGUAAUUGGGUACAAUGUCAACAGGUGAUUGAAGGUAUUGGAGAACAUGUUGAUGGAACAAUAUGUGGAAAAUGGCGAAGGGCCCCGCUUUUUGAAGUUCAAACUGAUGACUGGGAAUGCUUCCGGGCUGUUCUUUGGGAUCCUUCUCAUGCUGAUUGUGCUGUUCCACAGGAGAUACCUACUGAUCAAGUUCUAAGGCAGUUGAAGUACAUAGAGAAGUUGUACUCUUGCAAAUCAGUUGAGGCCGCGCCUGACUGCAAAAAGGCGGAAGUUGGAUCAGAGGAAGUCCACAAAUUUCAAAACAAGAAUGAAGCAGACCCCCUUUUGGGGACAACACAUAUCUUGUAUAAUUUACAAUUAAGCAGGUUUGCAAAACUAGCCCUCGGAUAACUCUCACCAUCAUAGAAGCCUGUUGUUAAAACGUUUGGAAAAACGUUCAACUAUUGCUAGUUGCUAUAUAGGUUUCGAAAUUUUGAGCUUCUGCCUUGCGAGGCAUUUUGUUCUGCGAAAAUGUGAAUUUGUGGGUUUAACUUUGGCAUUGUUUUGGGUGUUUGUUCCCCCCUGUAAAUACCAUUUUCAAACUUUAAAGAUCUGCAGAGUUUUUGCAGCUUCA
This is a messenger RNA of Coffea eugenioides, 2235 nucleotides long. RefSeq lists its product as uncharacterized. Gene Ontology annotation, biological process: chromatin remodeling. Gene Ontology annotation, molecular function: zinc ion binding. The record is from RefSeq and is a predicted model, not a curated record. Bases 354 to 2012 code for a protein of 552 amino acids. The transcript is spliced from 7 exons. Lineage: Eukaryota; Viridiplantae; Streptophyta; Magnoliopsida; Gentianales; Rubiaceae.